AUGUCAAAAGAAGAAGCAGUAACUGCGACUUUAAAAUAGCGUUUAUCUGCAAUUUAAGACAAGGAAAUAUACUUUGAUGAUAGAGAGUCUUUUAGUGAAGAUGGGGUAUUGAUAAAAUUUAGUUUAGAAAUAUUGCGAAUAUGUAUAAAAGUAGAAUAGGGAGAUUUUAAAAAAAGUUUAGGAACUUCUCCAUGAUGAUUAGUCAAAUGUGAAUUAAUAAGAUGAUUAAAGCUUUGCUCUAAUGAAUGAGAAUUAGAAAUAAGAAAUACUAGAAGACUUAGAGGAAGAAUAUGGUUAAACAUAUUUGGAAACAAAAGUGAAAGUGAAUACUUACAUUAGACUUAUUCCAAAAAAUGAUUUAUAAUUAGCUUAUAUUUAUAGUGACAAGUAAUGGAGAUGAUUAUUAAUUAGAUAUCCUCUGUUAGGAAUUCGGAAAUAAGUUUUGAUAUUUGUAAAACUGAUUUCUCAAUAUGCAUAAAAAAUAACAACACAUCCUAUUUUUGAGUAAUUGACAUUGAUAAUGAUCAUUUUCAAUUCAGCCAUGCUUGCAAUGGAUGAUCCAACAACUAAUGAAUAAACAGCUUUCUAAGAUUUAACAGAUAUUAUAUUUUUAGCUUAUUACACGGCAGAAGCAGUAUUAAAAAUAGUUGCAUUAGUAUAAUUAAAUAAUAAUAAUUUAAGGGAUUUAUAUUUCCUAAAAAAGCUUAUUUAAAAGACACUUGGAACAUAUUAGAUUUUUCUGUAAUUGUAACAGCAUAUAUUCCUUAUUUUUUGGCAUCUAAUUCAGUUAAUUUAAAUGCUUUAAGAUCAUUUAGAGUGUUAAGACCCUUGAGAACAGUAUCAUCAAUAAAAGCAUUAAGAACAAUAUUGUUAGCAUUGUUUGCAUCAAUAGCUUAAUUGAGAGAUGCAGCUGUCGUUCUUAUAUUUUUUUAUUCUAUAUUUGCAAUUGCAGGUGUAUCAUUAUUUUCUGGAUAUUUAAAAAGAAGAUGUAUAGGUGAAAUAAGUGGAAUUACUUGGAUUUCUGAUGAGAUUUUAUUUUGUUCAGAUGAUAAUAAUUGCCCAUCUCCAGAAACCACCACUCUAAAUGAAAAUUUUAUAUGUGGAAAAUAAAUAGCUAAUCCAUAAAAUGAUUUAAUUAAUUUUGAUACAUUUGGAUAUUCAUUUUUGUAAGUUUUUAUUAUUACUACAUUGGAAGGAUGGACAACUAUAUAAACAGCAGUAAUGAUAACAUUUUCUCCAAUUGUCGUUCUCUAUUUUAUUAUUGUUGUUAUUGUUGGAGCCUUCUUUUUAGUAAAUCUUACUUUAGCUAUUAUUAAAUUAAAUUUUAAACCUGAAAAAAUUUAAGAAGAAUUGGCUCAAAUAAAAGAAGAAAUUGAAGAAUAUGAUUAUAGAUAAUUAAGAUUAUUAAAGUUAUAUGAUCCAUAAAGACCAAAAGUAGAAACUGAAGGUUAUGGUAUCACUUGGGAGAAACAUCAUGAAUUUGAUUAAAAUGUAUUUAUGAAUAGAAGAAAGAAUUCAAAAAGAGGAGGUUCAUAAAUAAAUAUGAUAAAAACAGGAAAUAUGAAAAAAUUAAGAAAUAAAAAUAAGGUAAGUUUUCAACCAAUAAAAUCAGCAGUUUAUUAUAGUAAUCCAAUAACUUUAAAAAAUAAAUAAUUAAAAAUUGAAGGUAUUUAUGGAAUGGGUAAUUAAAGCAAAUUAAAUUAAUAAACUUUAGGAGUUAGUGGUCAAAAUAAUAAUAAUAGAUCAAGUGUAGUUAGAAGAAGUAGUUAAAGUAGUAAUAAUGAUGACAGAACUUCUUCAAAAAAAGAUGAUAAAAAUAUUAUUAAUAAUAAUAAUUUAGAAAAUGAAAGUUAAAGUAGACCUACUAGAUUGAUACCUAGAAAAAGUAUGUAAUUUGGAGAUCAAUAAUUAAGUUCAGAAUUUUUAAAUUCACCUAUGAUGGAUUUAUAAAAUGAAAACAUUAGACCGUUGAAUGGAGGUACAAUGUUAAUCCAUCAUAGAGGAUCUAUGGAUAGUAGUAAAAGUGGAGAAUCAAGAUAAGAUAAAACACCAGUUAAUAAUCAUUUAGAAAUACCAAAAUUAGGAGAAAGUAUUUAUAUUUUAUAAAUAUUAUAUAGUUAAAUAAUAAUCUCAAAAUGUUAAAUCAAAUUAAAAAUUCAGUUUAGUAGCAGGUAUGAAAUAUUAAAAACCUCCUAGAAAUUCACCUAAACCUGAUUCUUAGAAAUCACUUGAUUAAAAUGAAUUUGAUAGUGUAAAUCUAAGUGAAUUAAAUACUAUUUCUGAUGAUGAUCUUGAUUAAAGAUUAGAAGAAAUGGAUAUUUUUGUUUAAGAUAAAAAUGAUGAUUCGGAAAGUGAAAAGAAAAAAAAACUUAAUUAAAAAGAAAUGAUUAGAUAAAAAAGAGCUGAAGUUAGAAGAUUGAGAGAUUUAAAUAAAAAUUAACAAUAACAUUUAGAUGAUGCUUCAUUAAAAUUGAAAUCUAAAUUAUUUAAUACAAAACUAUCUCCUAUUAUAGUUAUUGAUUAAGAAUUUCAUAGUGUUAAUGAUGUUUUAGUUUCUAGAAUGUUAUUAAAAUUAGAAAAAGAAAAAUUAGAAUAAGAUUAAAAAAUUAAAGAAAUAGAUAUCAAAAUUACUUAUUGUUUUAAAAAUUCUAAAUAAUCUUUAGAAUUAAAAAAAUCUAGUUCUACUAAAAUUAAAAGUAUGACAAAAUCUGGUUAUUUGAAAUCAGGAAUGAAAUCCAAGAAAAAUAAUCUAAGUUUAAGAAGAGUUUAACCUAUUAUGGAUGAAUUACAUCCAAUUGAAGAUUUAUAAUUUCCAACUGAUAAGAAUUUUGAAGCUUAAGAUGAUUAAAAUUAAGAAAAUGUUAAUGAUAAUUCUGAUUCAGAUGAUGAACCAGAUGAUGUUAAUAAUGAAAAAAAUAACUUUAAUGGUAGUGCUAGUUAAAAAGUUAAAAUUAAAAAGAAAAAAAAAGAAUAAGAACAAAAUGAAAAAUUAGAUUUUGAAUAAAUGGGCGAAAAAUUUUUAGAAAGUUCUGAUUGCAUUGUUGAUUUAAAUAGAAUUCAUUCUGUUGAAAUUGAUAAAUAGUUUAAUUAAUAAGAAUUGGCACUUAUACCUGCAUGGGAAUUAGAAUAACAAAGAGGAGUUUUUUACUAAGAAUAUCAAGAAAUAAAAUAAAAAGAUAUAGGAGAAAAUGAAGGAGCUAUCACUGCAUAAGCUUCUAUUGAAGAUGUAUUAUUGAUUGCUGAUUACACAUUUUAUGAUUAAAAAUUUGCAAAAUAAAUGAAUUCAGUGAUGAAAGCAUUAAAUUAUUCUAGAAGAGAAACUUUUAUUUAUUUAGAAGGAUUUGUUGGAUUUUUAAAAGUAUGUUAGAAUCAUUUAUUAUAUUUUGUAUAAUCUGGAUAUUUUGAAGCAGCAAUGAAUUUAGCAGUGGCAAUAAAUACAGUAUUAUUAGCUCUUGAUGGUUUAUUACCAGAUAGUAGUGCUGACACUUUAAGUUAAUUUAAUUUAGGAUUUACUAUAUUAUUUACAAUAGAAUUAGGAUUAAAAGUGAUUGGAAUGGGACCAAAAACAUACAUAUCUGAUACAAUGAACAUUUUUGAUGCAGUAAUAGUGGCAUUAAGUUUAGUUGAACUCUUUUUCUUAGGUGGAGGAACUAAUGGAAAAUCUUCAUUAUCAGCAUUUAGAUCUGUAAGAAUAUUCAGAGCAUUUAGAGUAUUAAGAGUCACUAAAUUAAUGAGAAGUUUAUAAUUUAUGGGAUUUCUGAUAAAAGUAUUAGGAAAUGCAUUUUAAUCUUUUAUGUACAUUAUGGUUUUAUUACUCUUAUUUAUUUUUAUAUUUACAUUAUUAGGAAUGGCAUUUUUUGGAGGAGAAUUAUCAAAAACACCUAGUAGAUAGAGUUAUGAUGAUAUUUAGAGUGCAUUUUUGGUUGUUUUUUAAGUUCUUACAUUAGAAAAUUGGAAUAGUAUAUUAUGGGACUUAUUGAUUUAAGAUGUUUCAGCAUUUAUUACAGUACCAUAUCUAGUAUUUUGGAUUAUGAUUGGUAAUUAUGUAUUUUUGAAUCUCUUUUUGGCAAUUUUACUUGAAAAUUUUGAAGAGGAAUAUAAAAACGAUAAGGCAGGAUUGGAUACUAAUAUUGAAAUAGGAAGGGAUUCUAUUAUGGAUAAUACAACAUAAGCAGUCAAUUCUACAAGUACUUUUAAAUCAACAAUGAAAACAAAAAAACAUACGGUUGCUUAAUAAUUGGAGAAUAAUGGAGAUUCUGAAUCAAAAAAACAUAAAUUACUACAAUAAGUAUUUUAAUAUUAUGUUGAACCUGGAAUUUGUUAAUACUCAUUGUACUUAUUCAGUCAGGAUAACAUAAUUAGAAGAAUUUGUUAUAGAAUAGUAAAGGAUGAUAAAUUUGAAACAUUAAUUUUCUUUAUGAUAUUUUUAACAUCAGCCAAAUUAGUAUUUGAUACAUACAUUCCAGAUAGUGGUGAAUUAAAAGAAAUUUCAUUAUAGAUAGAUAUAUUUUUUGCAGUGUUUUUUGGAAUUGAAAUGUUAAUGAAAAUAAUCGCUUUUGGUUUUGUGUAAUAAGAAAGUUCAUAUUUAAGGGAAUCUUGGAAUACAUUAGAUUUCUUUAUAGUAAUAGCAUCAUUUAUUGAUGUUAGUGUUUCAACGAUAAAUUUGAGUUUUGUAAAAAUUUUACGAUUGUUAAGAACAUUAAGGCCAUUAAGAUUUAUAACUCAUAAUAGAUCAAUGAAGAUAUUAGUAUCAGCUUUAUUAUAAUCAAUAAAUGGUAUAUUCAAUGUAGCAAUAGUGGUAAUAUUGGUUUGGAUGAUGUUUGCAAUUUUAGGGAUUAAUUUAUAAAAGAAUAAAAUGAAUUAUUGUGACACAGGAGAUGAUGAAGUACAUUACGAUUAUGGACCGGAAGAAUGUAAAACAAAUGGAGGUGUUUGGGAGAAUAGAAAAGUGAAUUUUGAUAAUAUUUUAAAUGGUAUGUUAACUUUAUUCAUAUUAUCAACAUUGGAAGGAUGGCCAGAUAUAAUGUAUUGGUUUAUUGAUGCAGAUGAAGCAGGUCCAAUAAAAGGAGCUUAAUUAUAAUUUUCUUGGUAUUUUAUUAUCUUUAUUUUGAUUGGUUCAAUAUUAUUGAUGAAUUUGUUCAUUGGUGUUAUUUUGGUAAAUUAUCAUUUAGCAGAGGAAGCAUCAAGAGAUAAGAUUCUCACUCAACCUUAAGUUGAUUGGAUUGAAUUAUAAAAACUAAUAAUUCAUGCUAAUCCAAAUUUAGCUAUGUUUUUUAGUCCUGAGAAUCCUUUUAGAGCAAAAGUGUUUAUUGUUAUCAAACAUAGAUAUUUUGAUCCUACUAUAUUAUUUAUUAUAGUAUGUAAUAUUGUUACAAUGGGUUUGUCUUAGGAUGACUCUCCAUUAGAAUACGAUAGUUUAUUAUAAACUCUUAAUACAGCAUUUACUUUUAUAUUUAUUACUGAAGCUCUACUCAAAAUCAUUGCAUUAGGACCUGUAGGUUAUAUGAGAAAUUAGUGGAAUCAAUUUGACUUUUUUGUUGUUUGUGCAUCUAUUUUGGAUUUAAUAUUGUAAUUCACUGGAAACUCAUUCAUAUCAUUCUUAAGUGCUGGACCAUAAUUAGCAAGAGUAUUUAGAGUAUUAAGAGUAACAAGAUUAUUUAGAUUAAUUAAAUCAUUUGAAGGAUUAUAAAAAUUAAUAGAAACAGCAAUAUAUUCAUUACCUGCAAUGUUGAAUGUUACAGCUUUAUUAUUUCUCGUUUUCUUUAUCUUCUCUAUUUUAGGAGUAUUUCUAUUUGGUUCAAUAAAAACUGGUUGGGCUAUAGAUGAUGUAAACAAUUUUUCAGACUUUCAUCAUUCCUUUGAGUUACUAUUUAGAUGUUCGACUGGUGAAGAUUGGUAUAAAGUUAUGUUUGAUACCAUGUCAGAUGGGUAAGGUUAUUAUUGUAUCUUCUUUAUCAUAUUUAUUGUGAUUUAAUAAUACAUUAUGUUGAAUUUAUUCAUUUUGAUUAUUUUAGAUCAAUAUGAAAUCAAUUACUUUAAUAGCGAUAAUCCUCUUAAUAAAUUUUAAGAAUAUGAAAAUAUGUUUAUAGAAUCAUGGUCCAAAUUCGCCAAAGAAGAUAAAGGAAUGAAAAUGAAUCAAUAAUUAUUAGUUCCUUUAUUAUUGGAUAUGGAAAAACCUAUAGGUUAUGAUUUGAAGUUGAAAAUAAAUGAAGAAAUAGGUGAAUGGAGAAGAAUCAAUCCUCUAUUAGAUACAAAGGAAAAUGUUUAAAAAUAAACAUAAAUUCUUAAAGCUUAAGCAAAAAGAGAUGUUUCUACUUAAAUAAUGAAAAUGAAUAUUUAUUCAGAUAUAACUGGAUAAGUGAAAUAUCAUUAGAUAUUGUUUUCUGUAAUGAAAUCUUAUAUGUGGAAGAAAGUGUAAAUAAAUUUAAGUCCUGAAGGAGCUGAGAAAAUAUUAUAAAAGGAAGAUGAAACUUAAAAAAGAUUGAAAAAGAAAUAAGUAGGAGUGUAAUCUAAAGAAGUUACAUUAGUUAAUCCAAUAGUACAAUUUUUAUUUGUACAUAUGGCUUUUAAGACUUUAAGAAGAUAUGGAGAAAAGAAGAAACAAUAAAAAGAAUUGCAAGCCUAAUUAUUACUUGAAUAAGAAUAGGAACAUUAUAGUGAAGGAUUUAGUUCUGAUUCAUCUUUUGAUAAUAAAAUAGAGAUUUUAUCAAGAAAUUCGAAAGAUACUGAACAUCCAAAGAGACCAGAUUACGGAAGAACCAAAUAUUUAACGCUUCCAAAUACGGAGAUAUAUAAAGAAGAAGUUUAUAUAAAUUAAGAGACACCUGCAAUAAAUGAUUCAGAAAGAAGUUCAAAAGAAGAAGAAGAAGAACCAGACGAAGAUGGUAUUUAUAUAAUUAUAUAAAAUUUAAGUAAUGCAAUAAUACACUAAAGAUUUUAAAAAACAUCUUAUAAAUCCAAAUGGUUCAAAUGGAAAUAUUUAAGAUGAUAAAAGUGCUAGUAAUAUGGGUGGUGUAGGUAAUGGUGGUGGUGCUACUAGAAGUAGUCAAUCUCGAACUAGCUAAAUAACUAAAUAACCAAAAAGAUUGACUCUCAAACCUAGUGACUUGAUAUAAGGAUUAGGUGCAAGUAAAAAAUCUAUUCAAUCCAAUUAACCAGUUAUUAAUUAAAAUCCUAAUGUUUCAUAAGAUAAUCCCUCUAUUAUGAAUUAAAGUAGUGGUAACAGUAAUAGUAAUAAAUGAUUAAUAUAUAAAUUUGCC
This is a messenger RNA of Paramecium sonneborni, 7259 nucleotides long. The record is from the annotation of a GenBank genome assembly. Lineage: Eukaryota; Ciliophora; Oligohymenophorea; Peniculida; Parameciidae.